Mesorhabditis spiculigera is the source of this 864-nucleotide messenger RNA. Lineage: Eukaryota; Metazoa; Nematoda; Chromadorea; Rhabditida; Rhabditidae. The record is from the annotation of a GenBank genome assembly.
AUGGGAGACAAAGCUAUAUUGACGGAGGUCCUAGAGGCCUCCCGUCUCACCGAAGCCUAUGCAGACCUUACGGCCAAGCAAAUUAUCAAUGAACUACGCCAUGUGACAACUGACGAACCAUCGGUCAGGUAUGCCGCUAUGGAAAAUGAUCGGGCCGAGUUGGGGGAGCCGGAAGAUGCGCGAAGACAUUCAGCCGACGAUGGACGAAAGACAUAUACUGUAGAUGACGCUGUUGAACAUCUUGGCUUCGGGAAAUUCCAGUUGAAACUAUCGGUUUUGACGGGAAUUGCAUGGAUGGCUGACGCGAUGGAAAUGAUGCUUCUAUCGUUGUUAUCUCCAGCAUUGGCGUGUGAAUGGGGCGUCUCACCGGUUCAACAGGCGCUCGUAACCACCUGCGUCUUUUGCGGAAUGAUGUUAUCGUCAACAUUUUGGGGCAAAAUCUGCGACACUUUUGGUAGAAAAACGGGCUUGACCGCCUCAGCAAUUGUGGCUGGCUCCAUGGGAGCUCUAUCCGGAAUGUCACCCCAUUUCUACGUUUUGCUCUUCCUCAGAGGACUAACCGGAUUCGGAAUCGGCGGUGUCCCGCAAUCUGUAACGCUGUAUGCCGAAUUCCUGCCCACUGCCCAACGUGCCAAAUGUGUCGUUUUGAUCGAAUCGUUUUGGGCUAUCGGCGCUGUGUUCGAAGCCCUGCUGGCUUUCGCUGUAAUGGGAACUUAUGGGUGGAGAGUGCUAAUCCUGCUAUCCAGUUUCCCGCUUAUCUUUUUUGCCAUCUGCAGUAUGUGGUUACCCGAGUCGGCUCGCUACGAUAUGGCCUCUGGACAUACCGAAAAAGCGUUGGCAACUCUGAUGAAAGUAAAUUUUAUU